This is a messenger RNA of Amoebophrya sp. A25, 178 nucleotides long. The record is from the annotation of a GenBank genome assembly. Lineage: Eukaryota; Dinophyceae; Syndiniales; Amoebophryaceae.
GCUUUAUCCAUGGUCAGCCACUCUAGCUACGCGAGAUAUGGCUCGCUUCGAUGAAUGUAGAGCCCGACGAGAUCAAAACGCAAAAACCUCGGAGAUGUCAUGCAAAGAAACCACUCGGAAUUGUCUUCACCUUCGCCCUUAUGUCAUUUUGCAUGCAGACCUUCUUUCCCCUGGUGAC